Rodentolepis nana is the source of this 374-nucleotide messenger RNA. The record is from the annotation of a GenBank genome assembly. NCBI's taxonomy places the organism in Eukaryota, Metazoa, Platyhelminthes, Cestoda, Cyclophyllidea, Hymenolepididae.
CAUCUCUGGCUUUCCGUCGUUGUCUUUAGGACUGGACACCGAAUCAGGUGUCCAUUUCCUCCUGGCUGGACACCGAAUCAGGUGGGUCUUCUCCGUCCUCAUGUUUCACAAUCAGACUCCAUGUCCUUGUCUUUAGAGCUGGACACCGAAUCAGGUGGGUCUGCGUUGUCUUUAGAGCUGGACACCGAAUCAGGUGGGUCAUCACCAUUUCCUCCGCUAGACACCGAAUCAGGUGGGUCUUCUCCAUUUCCUCCUUAGGUUACAUAGGGGGCAUGUGGGUUGAGUGUAUACUCCCACGUUACAUGGAGGGCAUGUGGGUUGAGUGUAUAAUCCCAAUUUGUGAGUUUUGCCAAGCAAUCGUGUCCGGUACGUAG